AUGACAUGCAAAUUUAUGAAGCAUUCUAUAUUUUUUUCCUCCAGUCAAAAGUCUGUUGAAAUGCACAGACAUGAAGCUUUGAGUGAAGCUCUUCCUGGGGACAAUGCGGACCUCAAUAUCAAGAAUGUGUCUGUCAAAGAUAUUUGUUGUGGCAAUGUUGCUGGUGACGGCAAAAAUGAUCCACCAAUGGAUGCAGCCAGUUUCACUGCUCAGGUGAUUAUUCUGAGCCACCCAGGCCAAAUCAGUGCAGGCUAUGCCCCUAUACUGGAUUGUCACACAGCUCACGUUGCAUGCAAGUUUGCUGAGCUGAAGGAAAAGAUUGAUCGUUGUUCUGGUAAGAAGCUGGAAGAUGGCCCUAAAUGCUUGAAGUCUGGUGAUGCUGCCAUUUUUGAUAUGGUUCCUGAUGAGCCCAUGUGUGUUGAGAGAUUUUCAGACUGUCCUCCUCUGGGUCAUUUUGCUGUUUGUGAUAUGAGACAGACAGUUGCUAUGGGUGUCAUCAAAGCAAUGAACAAGAAGGCUGCUGGAGCUGACAAGGUCACCAAGUCUGCCCAGAAAGCUCAGAGGGCCAAAUGAGUAUUAUCCCUAAUACCUGCCACCCCAGUCCUAAUCUGUGGUGGAAGAACGGUCUCAGAACUGUUUGUUUCAAUUGGCCAUUUAAGUUUAAUAGUAAAAGAAUGGUUAAUGAUAA
Messenger RNA from Pongo pygmaeus (Bornean orangutan), 688 nucleotides. Its product is annotated as elongation factor 1-alpha 1-like. The transcript has a single exon. Lineage: Eukaryota; Metazoa; Chordata; Mammalia; Primates; Hominidae. The coding region runs from base 1 to 573 and encodes 190 amino acids. The record is from RefSeq and is a predicted model, not a curated record.